AUGGCAGCCACAGUCAGGAUGCAGAGGAGGCGAGCUGGUUGGGCCUUGAUGGCUGUGCUCCUGGCAGACCUGUUGGCACUGAGUGACAUGCUGGCAGUGAUGUCUGUGGACCUGGGCAGCGAGUCCCUGAAGGUGGCCAUCGUCAAACCUGGAGUUCCCAUGGAAAUUGUCCUAAACAAAGAAUCCCGGAGGAAAACCCCAGUGACUGUGACCCUGAAGGAAAAUGAGAGAUUCUUUGGAGACAGCGCGGCUAGCAUGGCCAUCAAGAAUCCAAAGGCCACGCUGCGCUACUUCCAGCAGCUCCUGGGGAAGCAGGAGGAGAACCCCCAUGUGGCCCUUUACAGAGAGCGGUUCCCUGAGCAUGAGCUAGGCUUCGACCCGCAGAGGCAGACUGUGCGCUUCCAGAUCAGCCCGCAGCUGCAGUUCUCACCUGAGGAGGUGCUGGGCAUGGUUCUCAAUUACUCCCGCUCCCUGGCUGAAGACUUUGCAGAGCAGCCCAUCAAGGACGCAGUGAUCACCGUGCCAGCCUUCUUCAAUCAGGCCGAGCGCCGAGCUGUGCUGCAGGCUGCCCGCAUGGCUGGCCUCAAAGUGCUGCAGCUCAUCAAUGACAACACUGCCGCCGCCCUCAGCUACGGGGUCUUCCGUCGGAAAGAUAUCAACACCACGGCCCAGAACAUCAUGUUUUAUGACAUGGGCUCAGGCAGCACGGUGUGCACCAUCGUCACCUACCAGACAGUGAAGACGAAGGAGGCGGGGACGCAGCCCCAGCUGCAGAUCCAGGGAGUCGGGUUUGACCGCACCCUGGGAGGCCUGGAGAUGGAGCUCCGGCUGCGUGAGCACCUGGCUGGGCUCUUCAAUGAGCAGCGCAAGGGCCAGGGUGCGAAGGACGUGAGGGAGAACCCUCGCGCCAUGGCCAAGCUGCUGCGUGAGGCUAACCGAGUCAAAACUGUCCUGAGUGCCAACGCCGACCACAUGGCACAGAUCGAGGGCCUCAUGGAUGACGUGGACUUCAAGGCGAAGGUGACCAGAGCGGAGUUUGAAGAGCUGUGUGCAGACUUGUUUGAGCGGGUGCCGGGGCCCGUGCAGCAGGCCCUGCAGAGUGCCAGGAUGAGCCUGGAGGAGAUUGAGCAGGUGAUCCUGGUGGGUGGGGCCACUCGGGUCCCCAAAGUCCAGGAGGUGCUGCUGAAGGCUGUGGGCAAGGAGGAGCUGGGGAAGAACAUCAAUGCGGACGAAGCGGCCGCCAUGGGGGCCGUGUACCAGGCAGCCGCGCUCAGCAAAGCCUUCAAGGUGAAGCCGUUCAUAGUCCGGGACGCGGCGCUCUACCCCAUCCUGGUUGAGUUCACCAGGGAGGUCGAGGAGGAGCCUGGGGUUCGCAGCCUGAAGCACAACAAGCGUGUUCUGUUCUCCCGGAUGGGGCCCUACCCCCAACGCAAGGUCAUCACCUUUAACCGCUACAGCCACGACUUCAACUUCCACAUCAACUAUGGCGACCUGGGCUUCCUGGGGCCUGAGGAGCUCCGGGUGUUUGGCUCCCAGAACCUGACCACAGUGAAGCUCAGAGGCGUAGGCGAGAGCUUCAGAAAGUACCCCGGCCAUGAGUCCAAGGGCAUCAAGGCGCACUUCAAUCUGGACGAGAGCGGCGUGCUCAGCCUGGACAGGGUGGAGGCUGUGUUUGAGACACUGGUGGAAGACAGCCCAGAAGAAGAAUCGACUCUGACCAAACUUGGCAACACCAUCUCCAGCCUGUUCGGAGGUGGCACCACAGCAGAUACCAAGGAGAAUGGCACCAGCACCAGUCAGGAGGAGGAGGAAAGCCUUGCGGAGGGGAGCAGGGAUGAGCCCGGAGAGCAAGCGGAGCUCCGCGCGGAAGGGGAGGCCCCGGGGGAGGGCACCUCCGCGCCCUCACCCCCCGAGCCUGCGGGCGGUGCGGCCCCUGAGGGGGAAAAGGCCGCGGACGAAGAGGACGGGGACAAGCCUGAGGCCCAGAAGCCAAGUGACAAGGGGGAGGCAAGGUCUGAGGGAGUCCCUCCAGCCCCGGGGGAGGAAAGGAAGCAGAAGCCUUCCCGGAGGCAGAAGAUGGUCGAGGAGGUCGGGGUGGAGCUGGUUGUCCUGGACCUGCCUGACCUGUCUGAGGACGAGCUGGCCCGCUCGGCACAGAAGCUUCAGGACCUGACAGCGCGGGACCUAGCCAAGCAGGAGCGGGAGCAAGCUGCCAACAGCUUGGAAGCGUUCAUCUUUGAGACCCAGGACAAGCUGUACCAGCCCGAGUACCAGGAAGUGUCCACCGAGGAGCAGCGCGAGGAGAUCGCGGGGAGACUGGGCGCCGCUUCCGCUUGGCUGGAGGACGAAGGCUUUGGGGCCGCCACAGGGAUGCUGAAGGAGAAGCUGGCUGAGCUGAGGAAGCUGUGCCAAGCGCUGUUUUUUCGGGUGGAAGAGCGUAAGAAGUGGCCCGAACGGCUCUCUGCCCUCGAUAACCUCCUCAACCAUUCCAGCAUGUUCCUCAAGGGGGCCCGGCUCAUCCCGGAGAUGGACCAGAUCUUCACUGAGGUGGAGAUGACCACGUUAGAGAGAGUCAUCAAUGAGACCUGGGCCUGGAAGAACGCCACGCUGGCUGAGCAGGCCAAGCUGCCCGCCACACAGAAGCCAGUGCUGCUCUCCAAAGACAUCGAAGCCAAGAUGAUGGCCCUGGACCGUGAGGUGCAGUAUCUGCUCAACAAGGCCAAGUUUGCCAAGCCCCGACCCAAGCCCAGGGAUAAGAAUGAAACCCGGGCAGAACCUCCGCUCAAUGCCAGCGCCAGUGACCAGGGGGAGAGGAUCAUCCCCCCACCAGGCCAGACUGAAGAUGCAAAGCCCAUUCCCGAACCUGAGAAAGAGACUCGCCCUGAGCCAGCGGACACAGGUGAGGAUGGAGCAGCAGAGUCUGAGCAGCAGGAGCAGCCUGCAGGACCGAGACCAGCUUUGAAGAAUGAUGAACUAUAA
Messenger RNA from Pipistrellus nathusii (Nathusius's pipistrelle), 2979 nucleotides. The record is from the annotation of a GenBank genome assembly. Lineage: Eukaryota; Metazoa; Chordata; Mammalia; Chiroptera; Vespertilionidae.